This is a messenger RNA of Micropterus salmoides (largemouth bass), 694 nucleotides long. RefSeq lists its product as uncharacterized. NCBI's taxonomy places the organism in Eukaryota, Metazoa, Chordata, Actinopteri, Centrarchiformes, Centrarchidae. The transcript has 2 exons. Gene Ontology annotation, biological process: T cell activation; positive regulation of ERK1 and ERK2 cascade; interleukin-15-mediated signaling pathway. Gene Ontology annotation, cellular component: membrane raft; external side of plasma membrane. Gene Ontology annotation, molecular function: MHC class II protein binding; protein tyrosine kinase binding. The annotation marks the transcript as partial. The record is from RefSeq and is a predicted model, not a curated record.
GCUGAAAAACUUCCCCUCUCCUUCACUGUCAGAGUUGGAGAUGACGUCACUUUGCCUUGUGAAAAUGUGAUAGACGGUCAGCAAAAAUGUGGAUAUACUAGAUGGCUCUUUUUGCGUUCGGGAGUAGAGCUGGUUAGAUUUGGGCAGAUUGGUGAAAACACCAAAGCUAAAUCAGACAGACUGAGUGUUACAGAGAACUGUUCUCUGGUUAUAAAGAAGGUCACAAUCAAGGAUGCUGGUCCUUACAUCUGUCAACAGUACAAAUCAGGACAACAGCAAGGUCCAGACUCUCUGGUUCUUCUGUCUGUUAUUAUCAAGACUGAACAUCAGGACGCUGAUAAGGUGACGUUAACCUGCUCUGUGUGGACAUAUGAACACUGUAGACACACAGUGAUGUUGCUGUAUGAGGGUAAAGAUGUGGAUGACGAUAACCAAGGAAUGAGGACAGGGCAGGCUGGAUACUGCUACUCUACUCUGUCUUUCCUGGAUUCUCAUUAUAUUUACAAAUCAAAGUCUAACUUGAAGUGUGAAGUGACAGAUGGUUACUCUGGAAAAGUGCAGCUGUUCACCUUCAGCCCUCAGUCCUCAGGUGAGAAAACAGGUGAGAAUAUGCUGAGCUGUUCAAGAUGACUAAAACCACCAAAACAUUUGUUUAUUUGAUGACUUUUAAAGAUGACAUCAUUCUUUCUUGUUU